CCUGCGUGUCUUGUUAAACGUGUUGGGUAUAUGUUUCCAGAGCUCUGCUGGAUCGUUUGUUUGGCAUGUCCGGGUUUACCGCUGGCUAAUAAGCCUCACUGUUUUGUAAUGUAAAGUGCAGCAUGGCUAACAGUUAAAGCUAAUACUCAAUAAAGGGAUACGCAGCUCAGCAAAGGAGACAUCUGGCGUCUUUUAACUAAAGGGAUCCCCUAAACGACCAGGAGGGUGUGCAUGAUGUCUAUUGAUUUUGACAGUGCUGCUCUUCAAACACAACACGAUGAAGAGGAAUACGACCAAGAGGACUACGCGAGAGAGCAAGAGCUGCACAAGCUGCUCACAGACCUGCCUGAUGACAUGCUUGAGGACAGCAUUGACUCUUCCUCCCCAGAGCUGGAUUACACUGCCUGCAGUAAUAAAAACACUGGCAACAGCCCACAGUCCAGCUGGACUCGGCAGUGGUCUGAUCAUCCAAGGCCAGCCCCUCAUACACAGAACUAUGAAGAUCACUAUGAUGAAGGGUUGAACAAUGCGUAUGCAUAUAAGGAAGGAGCUGCUCAUAUUAAUGGACAUCGGAGUCCCCCUCAAAGUCAACCUUUGCCUCACACCUGGAACCAGGAUCAUCAGUUCACACAAGCAGAUUAUACAUGCACAAGCAUGGGCACAGACAAAAUGACAGAGACCAGUGAUUUUUCCACUGAGUUUGAGUCUAAACCAUACCCUCAGGGUGCUAGUAAUCAUGUGCAAUAUAAUGGAGAAAGAGGAUACAUGGACAAGCAAAACCACCAAUUUCAAUCUGAAGUAUGUGACAGAGGUGCAAAUCAGUACAAGGUGAGCUACAAUCCUCAUCAUCCUGCCCAGCAGCCAAACAUGUUUAAGCCACAGGCUGCUCCGCAAGGUCAGUUUGACCAUCUGCAGAGAGAUUUCCUUGACUCGACACAACAAAAUGCUGACCGGGAGCAGCUUGCCCAACUGCAGAUUUUGAACAAAGCUCAACAGAGGCAAAUUGAAGACUUGGAGCGAAAACUUGAGGAUUCACGGCGUAACAUGAGAUACCUCGAGCAUCAGUUUGUAAUCGUCAAAGAUGAAAAGGACGGCCUAGCAGUAAGUUUAAAGGAAGCGAGUCGAUUGAUUGAAGAAGCCAAGGAAAGAGAGGUCCAAAUGCAAAACAAGCUGAAGGCAAUGGAGCAGCAAGUACAGAUCCUCACUGAGAGAGACCACGAGAACAUGAAGAAACAGAGGGUGGCAGAUGCUGCGGUAGACAGCAUGAAGCAACAGAUGUUGGAGCUUCGCCGUUCUGACACGCUGUCCAGAGCGCGGGAACAGCAUGACAGAGACCUUGCCGUCAUAAAGGAGCAGCAUGAGGCUGCUCUGUUAGCCCUGCAACAGAAGCUGGACUCUACCUCUCAGGCUUUGAAUGAACAGCUUGAUAUUGGUCAGAAGUUACGGGAGCAUGUGAAGCUGUUGGAGCGCCAGAGAGAAGAAGAGCAACUGGAGAGAGCCAGAGUGGUGAAUGCACUCACUCAGCGUCUGGAAGAGAGUCAACAACAAUGUGCCAAGCUGCUGCAGACAAAUUCAGUGCAAGAGAUGAGUCAAAUGCAAAUCAAACUACAGCAGGCACUGUCAGCCAAGGCCCUGAGUGAGAACAUGAACAAAGUUUUACAGGAGGAUAUGGCUGAUCUGAAAGAGCAGAUCGCUCUGUAUGAAUCUGCAGUGAAGCACGGUGUCAUUGCGAUAGACCUAAGCAGCAACUGGGAGAACCAGCUGUCUGAAUCAUGUGUGGAUUUGGGGUUGAAGAAAACAAACAGGAAAAAUGGCACGCUUAAUAGUACUGCUUUGGCUCACCUGUCAGACUCCAAGCUGCCCAAGGAUGAGGCUUUAAGGUUGCUACGAGUAGAGAUGCAGCGCUGCCUGGGUAGUUUAAAGGGGAAGCGGCAGAAGAUCAACCAGCUGCAGGAGGAGCUCCAGCAGUGUCAGCGUCGAGUGAAUGAAAUGCAGAUUGAAUUAGAUGAAACAAAACUUAACUCUGAGAUGAAAGAAACCAGCCAGAAGAAACAUCAAGACAUGACUGGAGACUCUCAAAAAGAGUUGAUGAGGUUACAGGAGGACAAAACACACUUGCAGGAACAAGUGGAGCUGCUAGAAAAGAAGAAUCAGGAGCUGAAAGAAAACGAGGAAAAACUGAAGUCUGCCAAUUCUGAGUUGUGCACCAAAAUGAGGGAGAUGAUCCAGGAGCUCGAUCAAGAAAAGCAAGAAGCUGCUGAGAGAUCUGAGCGGAUUCAUCAGCAGUACAGGAAUGAUGUGGUUAACAGGAUCAGAACAGAACUCAUGCUGGAACACAAUGCUCAGGUAGAGCGGCUGACGACACAGCACCAGCAGCAGCUUCAGCAGUUACAAAGCCAGCUCUCUGAAGCUAAUGAUAAGAUGCUGGCGGUACAAGAAUGUUACAUAUCUGUCUGCAAGGAGAAGGACUUGCUUGAAGAAAGCAUCCGCAGCAGAGAGAAGGAGGAGAAGUUGAUCAGAGAGGAGAGUGGCACAGCUAUGCAGAAGCUGAGAAGUGAGCUUGAGGCUCAGCAUCAGGCCUCAGUUAUGGAGCUCAAAGCUGUCUGGUCCAAAGAGAAAGAGGCUGAGUUCCAGCAAACACUGACUUCUCAUUUAGCAUCCGCUGAGGCUGCAUGGAAGGAGGAGUUGCAAAAGAUGGAGAAGACCUGGGCCCAGAGGUUGGAGGAGGCUACAAGAGAGGAACAUCAAGAGGUUGCUGAGACGAGCUGUCAGACGGAGGAGAAUGAGGUCAGUCGGACAAUUUCUGCUGAAGAGUUGGACUCCAGGCUCAGUGCCCAGAGACAGCAGCUGCAACUGGAAUCUGAAAAUGUCAGAAGGAAAGCUGUGGAGGAAGCCAGGAAACAAGUUCAGAGAGAGUUGCAGGAGAAACACCUGGAUGACAUGGCUAAACAAGUUGAAGGGGCAGUAACCAGAGCCUAUAAUCGCUGGAUUGAAGAUCUCACUUCACUGCCAGAAUAUCAAGCUGCUCUACAAAUUGAGAAGGAGAAAUGGGAACAACUGCAAGAAAAACACACCCAACAGAAGGUGUCCCAAGCCCUGAAGGAGGCGGAAGAGCAGUGGCGCAGGAAGCACAAGAACCAGCAGGAGGAGAACGGCUCUGGGCCACAAAGGAUGGAGGAGCUGCAAGAGGAACUGGCAGCCCUCCAGAGCCAGCUGGAGCAAGUGACCAGAGAGCAAGCUGCCUUAUUGAAAGCUGAGCUGGCUGGAGCGAGAGCAGCCUGGAACAGAGACAAACAGCAGGAGAUCGCCAUCAUCCGGGCCCGCAGCGAGCAGGUAUAUCAAGCCAAGCUGCAAGAGCAGUUCAAUAAGCUGGAGCAGGCUGUACUCCAAGCCAGAGAAGAUGCUGAUCUCCAAAAGAAUGAACUGCUCCUACAGAUGGAGGCCAAGCUUCAGCAAACUGUGAGUGCUCGUGAGGAGGAGUGGCGAUGCCAGCAUGCAGAAAAGGAAAUGAUCCAAGGAAAGCAGAUAAGAGAUGAACUACAAGCAGAGCUUCAGACUGCACUGGCAGAGGUCCAGGCACAACUUCUCAGGAAUACCAAAACGGAUCAUCAGGGUACUGAAGACACUCGGAGGACCAGCAGGGCUACAUCAGAGGCUACAAUAACACACAUCAUCCAAACUUCAUGCAGAGACAUAGUCCAAAGAGCAGUAGCCCAGGCUAAGAAGGAAUGGAAAACAAUGAGUGAAGAGAAUUUGAGCCGUGCUUUGAAGGAAACGCAAAAACAGCACGAAAGAGAAAUCAAGAAAAUGCAAACGGUCUUAUCCCAGCAAAGGGAGCAGUGUCAUUGCAGGAAGGAGUGCAGUGAAAGUGUAAGUAAGCUGCAGAAGAAGAAUCAGGAGCUCCAAAGACAUUUAGAGAAAACCUGUCGGCAACUCCAGCACAGCGUUAGAGAGCACAAAACUGCCAUACAGCAUCUCAAAGAUGAGCAUGAAAGCGUCUUACAGAGGGCAAAGGAGGAACAUCUGCAACAGUUAGAGGAAGUGAAGAGAGCAACAGAAUCAUCAGGAAGUUCUGGUCAGCAGCAAAAGCUUCAGCAAGGCCUGGAGGAGAUGAAGCAGCAGUACCUGAUGACUGUGGAAAAGAUCAGAGGAGACAUGCUGCAUUACCUCCAGGAAAGUCGAGAGCGUGCAGCCGAGAUGAUCCGCAGGGAAGUGCAGAGGGAGAGGCAGGACACUGCUAGAAAGAUGAGGCGGUAUUAUCUGACCUGUCUGCAGGAGUUAUUGGAAGAUGGAGGAAAGACCGCAGGUGCUGAAAAGAAAAUAAUGAAUGCUGCAAGCAAGCUGGCUGCCAUGGCCAAAGUGCUGGAGACUCCAAUCAAAAGUAAAUCAGCAAAGAACCAGAGUUUACAGAGUUAUUCAAUGGCUGUAUCCACCACUGGCUGCCCUCCAGGUAGAAACGCAGGUUUCACUAAGAACCUGCCAACCCUCACUGAGCUUCCUGACUUCAGGACAGAGGAGAGAUGCCACAGGGAAAAGACUUGUGCUGAUUCAGAACAGAAGCCAACCGCAGAUGUGAGAACUAAACUUUUGAGCCACUUGGACAUUACUGCAUCAAGGAGGGAGGAGACCUCUGUGGAUGAAGGGAUGAAGCCCCAAAAUGUUUAUACCACCCAGCCGUCGUACAAAUCCUCUCAUCAGACAGUUUCUCCAUCCCCCAUGAAUUUGGUCAAUGUGUCUGUGAAGUGUAAAAGCAGGGAGAUGUACAUGCAGGGAGGUGACUCGAGGAAAGCCGAAAACCAUCUGGAUUCACAGCGUCAGAGAAAACCUGUCCUCAUCCAGGAGGCUCCUGUCAGGGAUGAGAAACAGAAUGACUGGAGCAUGACUAGUGGUGACUCUGACACAGACUUCCAAGUCCCCAGACUGUCCUACUCAGGGAGGAAAGUGGAACCAGUGAAACCCUUUUCUGUGUCCGCUGCAUCAGCCAGCAACAUAGGGGAAUUCGGCAGUCUCAGCCCUGAUGCUUCUGACCUUACUGUUUAUAAUGAGAUUGCUAAGAAGACUCCUGACACAGAGACGUUUGUGCAUGCAAAGAGGAGUGUGCACAGAGAGCCUACUCCUGGCUCUGAAUGUGAGAAGCUGCAGGAAGGCUGGUCAAGGCCUCUGUUUUCUGAGUUAAAGCAGCGCCAACAGGACAGCGGCUUUGACAGUCCCUUCUACCAACAAAAAUAACAAGCGAAGGGCAGACAUGAGGUACAGUUUCAGUUAGCUCAUCAAAUGGUGCCUUACAGUGUCAAGUGUUUACAUUAUAUAAAAUUUUGUCCUGAAGGUGCUUGAACUUUGUGUUUGUUGAGUUAUUUGUUAGGCAGGGUUUGGCAGCUUUUUUUCUUUGCUUGGUGAGGAAGAUGUGAAGGCUGAUGAUUGUACUUAAGUAUGAAGCUACAGCAGCAGCAGGUUAGCUGAGUUCAGCAAAAAGGCUGAAAAUUAACUGAAAUGUUAGUUUGACUUUAAGUCUUAACAAAAUCGGUCUGCUCACAUGUUUGAAGCUUACAGAAGAGGAUCAGGCAUUAGCCAUUGAAAAAAAAUACAUACAUACAUUUUUAUUUUUGGGUGUGUUUCUUUCUUCUUGUUUUUUUUUUUUUUUUUAAAUUCUGGGGGGAAAAUACUCAUGACCCUCUCCAAUCUGGCCUUGAUCCUCAUCUGUAUAAACUCACCAUUUAACAUGUGAUCUUUUGUUGAAAUAUUAGUAAUAGUAAUGACAAGUUGUGGGCCAGAAAAGCAGACAGGAGGAGACCUUCAGAGAUAUCAGACAGAAGGAUUUCGCAACCUGCUGCUGACUACAGCAGGAAACCUGCUGUUUCAUAUUUACAAAGUACGUAUGGAGGAGGUUCAUGAUUAACUCUGCAGAAAGUGAAUAUGUAUGUUUAGUAUUGAAUUAUUGCAUUGUGUAAACAAAUGCAGGCUGCAUCUCAUAUAAGGAUUUAAAUGGCAAAGUCCAGUGAAGCAAUGGACCUUUUUUUUCUGUUUAAAACGUUUUCAAGUCUCCUUUUGUAAGUGACACUUAUAGAUAUAGAUAUUUAAAGGGACAUUUAAAUAAGUAUUUAAAUAUGCACAAAUAAAUGUGUUACUCUAGGCCCUCAAGUCAAAAUUCACGAGUUGCAAACAACUCAACACCUGUUUUAAUAUCUGCCACAGCAAAAAUCACAUCAAAAUAUGAGAGCCACCCAAGAGGCCUGUCUGUGCUGUAACUUUAAAACUUUUCUGUAUUUCUAGCACUCCAGCAAAAUAUAUUUCAACAUUUGCAGAUCUGCAAAUGUGUUUUUUUUUUUUUUAUCCACAUUUAUUAAUCUGCACCCAGAGAUCGCGCGCACACAGUAUUUGUUACACAUUUAUAAAUCUGAGUAUGCACACAGGCUGAAGAACAAACAACCUUUGACACGCAUUUGAAAAGAAUUGUGCUACAGUAUAAUCUAGUACACAUUGUACAUUUAUUUAGGUCAUAGGCUGUAACUGGCACACAGGAGUUCACUGAAUCAGAGAUACUCAGUCUACUCAGUCAAAUACUGGAUCCUUACUGGGUCACAUCUCCCCAGUCUGUGGUUAGGUUUUUUAAAACCAGUCAGUUUGUGUUUUUUAGUUGUUGUUUUUUUUUGCUUUUUUUAAAAAAAAUGUUUAUAUAUAAUGUUUAUAUUUAUAAGAUAUG
Messenger RNA from Pelmatolapia mariae (spotted tilapia), 6700 nucleotides. It is a transcript of the gene cep152, whose product is annotated as centrosomal protein 152. Gene Ontology annotation, cellular component: centrosome. NCBI's taxonomy places the organism in Eukaryota, Metazoa, Chordata, Actinopteri, Cichliformes, Cichlidae. Gene Ontology annotation, biological process: centriole replication. The record is from RefSeq and is a predicted model, not a curated record. The transcript has 27 exons. Bases 232 to 5229 code for a protein of 1665 amino acids.